CGCUCAUGUAGCAUUCAGGCCACGUCCGGUAAGAGUCCCGGCAUCAAAUUCUCGAUCAAUCGACCUUCGGUGGCCCCUCCUCCUCCACCACCACCAGCGUUUCGUGUCCAAGAUUCGCCGCUACCUUUCCUCCACCACCACCGGAACCUUGGGUCUUAUGGUCAUGGGCGAAGCCAGGCACGUCUCACGACCAUCCGAUUCUCCCCAACGCGGUCAGCUCCACUUUUUCCCGGCGUUCUUGUCCAAAUCCCUGGGCGAAUUUGCUACGUGAGCAGGCUUCAAUCCAAUGGGAAAAGUGGGGACUCCCCUCUGCACAACUUCCGAAACAUGUGAUAUGGGAUCUGAAGAGGAAAAAGUCUCUCCUGUGAAGAGCAAGAAAAGAACAUUGAAGACUGCAUCUCAAAUCGAAGCACUAGAAAAAUUUUAUGAUGAACAUAAGUAUCCAUCGGAGCCUAUGAAAGCACAGCUUGCAGAAAAAUUGGGUUUGUCUGAGAAGCAAGUUCAAGGAUGGUUUUGCCAUAGAAGGUCAAAGGACAAGAAGCUAUCGGAUGAAGAACACACAAUUAGGAAAAAUGAACUCCAAAGUAGUGUGAAUGAUUGUGCUAGUGGUGUUAGGCAUGACUCUUGCAGCAGCUCAAGGCAAGGAGAACACUUUUAUGAUUUCAAAGAGGUGGAAAGUCAGAGGUUCCAAAGCCAGGCAUAUCCAUGUUCAGGUUCAGAUCUUAGAAAGCGAUAUUUGCUUGCAAGAAAUUUUAGUGUUGUGGAUGAUACAUCUUCAGGAAGCAGCUCAGCAUCACAAGAUAAGUUGGACCCUGAUAAGUAUCUUUAUGGCAUGAAAAACGUGAGAUAUUCUUCUACAGAUCAUGGGUAUGAAAACAUGAACAUAAAGGAUAAACCAAGAGUGGAGUAUAUGCCAGUUUUGGAUGCUCUCUAUAUGGAUGAAGCAAGUGAACACCCUUCAAUUCUAGCAGUCAAAACUAAACUUGGAAAGAUGUACCGCAUGGAUGGACCACCACUUGGCACUGAGUUCCAACCAAUCCCUCCUUGUGCCUUUGAUUCACCAUUGAGAGACAAUGGACAUGAGCCAUAUUAUAUGGGUGAUUCUAUCCAGCAGAGUUCCCAGAGAAUGCCAAGAUCAAGGACUGAUUGUCAUGCUGGUAGGAUACAUGUAAGAGCUGGGAAUGCUUUCCAUUCUAGUGAUUCAUGCUUAAGGGAAUCAGGUCACAUGGAAACUCUUCCUUCUCUAUUCCUCCAAAAGUAUGCAUGUGAUGCUCCAAUGUGGAACCCUGCGAAUCAAUUCAAUCAGAUGCCUGAUCUGCACCCUGAAAAGCAGGUGGAUGAAUUUUCUGAUAGUGAAGCAUCAGAAUUUAUCAGCAAUGAGUCAGAAGCCUGGUCAGCAGGUGGCAUGAGAGGGAUGCCUAUUACCAAUCCAGGUUACCAUGACCAUUCUUACAGUGGUAAUGUCAAUAAAAAAAGAUCAUCCUUCCUUCAGAUCCAUCCUCACAAGGUCUUCGCGAAUAUGGCAGAGGAUGAAGUGAACUCCACAAGAAAAUUGAAGAAAGAAAAGCUGCAUGAAAGACCCAGAAUCAACAGAGAAAAUGACUCCCCUGCUAUAUUAAGUUCAAAUCUUGUGAGACGAAAAAAAAAUGGUGGGAAAAUCCGUAAACAAGUGACUACACAAAAAACCGGUGCUGCUUUGGGUCAACAGAGAAUAAAGCCAGUAAAAGGGUUUACGGGUGAUAUACCAACCAGCUUUAGUGAGGAUGAAGCAGAAUAUACUGGCUCUUCUGUUGAAAGAUAGUACUAGGUGAAAAGACGAGGAUGGAGUUGCUUUCGUCAUGUUGGUGGAGAAACUAAGCGGUUUGGAGAAAUCAACUGUCUUGGUUACAUGGAGUUCAACUAAAUCAACUAAAUGCAUGCAGAAGAUGGAUGUCCAUUUUCCUUCAUCAUUCUGACCUGUCACAGCUCAGGAAUUCCAUAUUAUUCAUUGCUCGAGAUCUCCACCCAAAUUGAAAUCAUCUUUGCAGUUUGGCUAGAAAUAUUUUUCUGGGAUGAAUAACAUGAAAUGCCUCAGUAACUGGAAGGCAUGCUCACCAAACGAGGGGUCUCUCAAGUCUCAUCGAGAUGAUAUUUAACAUUCUCCGCCAAUUAGAACUUUCAACCUGUUAGAAGCUGCUAUGGUGUACAGGCUCUGUAAAGUUAGUCAGAUGUUCGUGGAACAAUGUAGUGUAUGUCUUUAUGAAGAUUAAUUUCAUUGCUUGACAGCGGUGAAAAUUAACCUGCUAGUGUAGCCAGCUGAGACUCAAAACGUGACAAAGGAUUUUCUUUUUCAAAGUCCUUUCAGACUUCAGCGCCUUAGAUACCAACAUGAUGCAUAAUCUAACAUCAAGGUGACAAGAAAUGCAAUGAGGCUCUUCAGAGAUUGGAGACGACUGCCAACAAAGAUCAGGAGGGUCACUAAUGGUGGAUCCGUGCAUCUACUGCUGUAAAAUUGCCUUCUAAAGUAUCUAGUCUGUUAACCACAGCACGGUUGAAGUUUGAACUCUUAAGGUGUUCCCGCUCAGUUGUGAGAAAGAUGACCUGUAAUUAUUUUUCCAAUGAUAGAUUACUGAAAGAUACUAAUGUAUUUUGAGUGUCAAACUUCUGAUGUACCGAGACAUCUAUGGAAUCCAUCCAUUGAAUUGCCAUCUGCCUGUAGAUUUUCAGGUUUUUGUCAA
Messenger RNA from Nymphaea colorata (pocket water lily), 2717 nucleotides. Its product is annotated as homeobox-DDT domain protein RLT1. NCBI's taxonomy places the organism in Eukaryota, Viridiplantae, Streptophyta, Magnoliopsida, Nymphaeales, Nymphaeaceae. Gene Ontology annotation, molecular function: DNA binding. The record is from RefSeq and is a predicted model, not a curated record. The transcript has 8 exons. The coding region runs from base 287 to 1801 and encodes 504 amino acids.